Aspergillus alliaceus is the source of this 1026-nucleotide messenger RNA. RefSeq names its product zinc-dependent alcohol dehydrogenase family protein. Lineage: Eukaryota; Fungi; Ascomycota; Eurotiomycetes; Eurotiales; Aspergillaceae. The transcript is spliced from 4 exons. The record is from RefSeq and is a predicted model, not a curated record. Gene Ontology annotation, molecular function: oxidoreductase activity. The coding region runs from base 1 to 1026 and encodes 341 amino acids.
AUGAAGCAAUGGGUUAUAGACCACCCGGACAAGAACAUGGGUGGCUUGACUUUGACCGAAGCCCCUCUUCCUCAGGUCGGUGUCAACGAAGUCCUGGUGAAAUUCCAAGCAGCAAGCCUCAAUUAUCGUGACUGUGCCAUAGCCAAGGGCACGUUCCCAUUUGCUAAGAAAUAUCCAAUUGUCCCCGUUUCCGAUGGUGCCGGUGUGGUGGUUGAAGUUGGAUCCCAAGUCAGGGAAUUCAGAAAGGGUGAUACAGUUAUCACAGUCUUUAACCAAGGACAUCAAUAUGGUGAUAUCGACCCUUAUGCUGCAUCAACUGGCGUUGGUGGGACAAUCGACGGCGUCCUUCGUCAGUAUGGAGUGUACAAUGAGUUGGGACUGGUCAAAGCCCCGAAAAACUUGACUGCCUUGGAGAGCAGUACCCUGCCAGGCGCAGCGCUCACAAGCUGGAACGCUUUAUAUGGCCUUAAACCCAUCAAAGCAGGGCAAUCUGUGCUGGUCCAGGGAACUGGGGGCGUCAGUGUGUUUGGACUGCAGUUAGCGAAAGCCGCAGGUGCCAUAGUUAUCGCCACAACCUCUUCAGAUACUAAGGCCAAGAAGCUCAAAGAGCUAGGGGCUGAUCAUGUUAUUAACUACCGGACCACCCCAAACUGGGGUGAAGUCGCCCGCGAACUCACUCCCAACCAGAUGGGCGUUGACUGCAUCAUGGACAUCGGAGGCACUGAUACACUUGAACAGAGUUUUAAAUGUAUCAAGAUGGAGGGAAUCAUCAACUUAAUUGGUUUCCUAGGCGCAAGUGACAGGCCUCAACCCGGACUUCUGGACGCUCUAAGCCAUAUCUGCACAGCUCGGGGUAUCUACGUUGGCAGCCGUGCUAUGCUGAAAGACAUGGUCCAGGCCUUUGAAACAAACGAUAUUCAUCCCGUCCUUGACCAAAAGGUCUUUAAUCUCGAACAGGGUCGAGAAGCCUUUGAAUACUUGGCGGCCCAGAGGCAUAUUGGUAAAGUGGUUGUUAAAAUUGACUAA